AGUUAUAAAUAAUAAAACAGAAAUAUGCCACGCUAUCGUGAAUGGGAUUUGGCAUGCAAAGUCUAUGUGGGCAAUUUGGGCUCAUCAGCAUCGAAAUAUGAAAUCGAAAACGCAUUUAGCAAAUACGGCCCACUGCGUAAUGUUUGGGUGGCACGUAACCCACCAGGUUUUGCCUUCGUUGAAUUUGAAGACAGACGAGAUGCUGAAGAUGCAACCCGUGCUUUAGAUGGAACUCGCUGCUGUGGUACCCGCAUUCGUGUUGAAAUGUCCUCUGGUCGUUCACGACGUGACAGUAGACGUCGUGGUGGAAACAGCGGCGGAGGUGGAGGCCGGGGCGGUGCUAGCGAAUCAGUCAGUGGCCGUAGUGCAGGUGGCGGCAGUGCUCGUUACAGGAAUAUAAAGUCGACUUCUGCUUCAGCUACUACUACUACCUCCACUAUUUGUUGUACCUCAAGUACAUCUAUUACUACUACUACCACCAACUACUCCUCUUCCAAUUUCUACUACAAAAUAUCAACCAACAACAACUUCAACAACAACAACGACUACAGCGACUUCAGCAACAACGAAAACAACAACACC
Molecule: messenger RNA, 582 nt
Organism: Musca vetustissima
Lineage: Eukaryota; Metazoa; Arthropoda; Insecta; Diptera; Muscidae
Product: RNA-binding protein 1-like
Exons: 3
Biological process (GO): mRNA splicing, via spliceosome
Cellular component (GO): nuclear speck
Molecular function (GO): RNA binding
Source: RefSeq, a predicted model, not a curated record